CUCUUUCCUUUUUCGAAAGCCACUAUGCUGGGCACAAGGGCCAUAAGGUGGAGGAGAGGGGAGCACUUUCCGACAAUGCUCCUCCAAACACCCCUGUCCCAUCCCACACUGCCCCUAACAGGAGGAAGGAGGUUCAGACACCCAAUCUGCAGCAUCAAAGAGACCCCAAUGGGUACACCUUUAUGAGGACAAGGAGGAGCCCUCCACCUGUAGCUUUCCUCAAAACACACAAGACUGGAAGCAGCACUGUUCAGAAUCUGAUGUUCCGCCUUGGGGAGAAGGAGAACCUCACUUUCGCCUUCCCCUAUUACGCAUACCAGUUCAGCUACCCAGAUAGGUUCCGAGCAGACUUUGUAGAUGAGCUGCCACCGGGUUCCUCUCAGUUCGACAUGCUCUGCAGCCACAUGCGGCUGGACCUGGGACAGCUGAAACAGGUGAUGCCCAGGAACACCAUCUACAUCACCCUGCUGCGUGAUCCUCUACAGACCUUCGAGUCCGUUUUCAGCUACUACACUUCCACUGUACCCGCCUUCACGCUAGCCAAAAAGGCAGCUGACACAGCUAACAGGAAGUCCGCCCUCUCGGUCUUCCUGGAGUCCCCAGAGUCCUACUGGGACCCUACAGAACCCGGGAAUGGCCUAGCCAGGAACCCUAUGAGCUUUGACCUGGGCKUCAGCAGCCAAGAGUGGAACGCAUCCUGGCCCAUGGAGCUGACUCAGCUGGAGGAGGCCUUCCAGCUGGUGAUGAUCGCUGAGCACUUUGAUGAGUCUCUGGUUCUCCUGGGGGCUUUGCUGCAGCUGGAGCCUGAGGAGCUGGCCUAUGUGCACCUGAACGUCCGCGCCCCAUCGGACAUCACCCCGCUGGAGGAGGACACCAAGGCCAGGCUCUGGGCCUGGAACAGUCUGGAUGUGCUGCUCUACAACUUAUUUCUGCAGGUGUUCUGGGAGAAAGCUGAGCAGUAUGGCCUGGGGAGACUGAAAAGGGAGGUGGCCCUACUGAGGGCCUCCACACAGAGGCUCAGACAGAAGUGUGUGGCCAGAGAAGGAGUCCCCCCUGGUGAGCUGGAGGACCUGGUCAGGCCCUGGCAGACCGACACAGUCACCAUCCUGGGAUACGAGGUACGAGGGAACCUGACUCUGCAGGAAGAGGGGCUCUGUGUGCGACUAGUGCUGCCUGAGCUACAGUACCACUCUCAUCUGUAUUUCCAGCAGUAUGGCCAUGACAUGAGGUCCAUACCUACAGACUAAUGUGCAGCACUUUCCCUUUUAGAUACUACACCACUCAGAAUUUCUGCUUUUGAUGUAUUUUUCCAAUAAACCAAAAAUACUAACAUUGUUAGGUCCCUUUCCAAAUGUAUUUUUAUUUUUAAAAUGUGGAUCUUCUUGUUAAAAUACUAUAACGACCUUAAUUCAACUCCUAGCGACCUAAUCAAGAGAUGUUAGCCUCUUGGGGAAGCUAAAAGAGGCAUAGUUCAGCCAUAAUCCAAGAGGAAGUGGCGUGUCUUUUUACUAGAAGCUCAAGGACAUUAUUUUAGCUAUAAUCGUUACAUUUUUCAGUAGAAUUUUCAGAUUCUUUGGGUGGGGAGAAACCCCUCUUCAGUUAUCAAACAAAUGUAUUUAUAAAGCCCUUUUUACAUCAGCAGGUCAAAGUGCUAUACAGAAACCCUGACUAAAACCCCAAAUAACAAGCAAUGUAGAAGCACUGCAGGGUAUCCGUUAAACAUGUCAUUCAAAUUUGUAUGGCCUAAACGAAAUCAGUCUGAUGAAGUUGAGUGAUUUAUUUAUUUUUACUGAGCUUUUAUUGAAUGCAUUGUGCUACUCUUUUUCCAUGUAAAAAAUAUUAAUAAAAAAAAAAACAGGGCAAA
Molecule: messenger RNA, 1864 nt
Organism: Salvelinus sp. IW2-2015
Lineage: Eukaryota; Metazoa; Chordata; Actinopteri; Salmoniformes; Salmonidae
Product: galactose-3-O-sulfotransferase 3
Biological process (GO): glycolipid biosynthetic process
Cellular component (GO): membrane
Molecular function (GO): galactosylceramide sulfotransferase activity
Source: RefSeq, a predicted model, not a curated record